GCCUUCGAGGGCUCAGUCGACACCAACUUCAUCGUCAAAUGCCCUCCGGGAUGCGCCGCCAGCGACACAGGUGGAUAUAUUGGAUGCUGGCACGAGCAAAACACACUUGGCGUGCUGUGCUGUGGUGUCACGGCAUGGUGGUGUGGUGUGUGUGCAGAUGUGGCUGUGUAUGGCGGUUCUGGCGGUCUCUACAGCGAUGACUCGUCAGUGUGUCUGGCGGCCAUCCACAGCGGCCGCCUCACGCCAGCCAAGGGCGGCAUCGUCAACGUCGCCAUCGAGACGGGCCGCAACGCCUACGAGGGCAGCACGGCAAAUGGCAUCACCAGCCAGACCAAGGAUCAGCCCACCGACCGCUCCAUACUCAUCACCCCACUGCCGACCGACUGCCCGGUGGAGUCUCUCACCCACACAGCCACCACCAGCAGCACCACCAGCAGCUUCAUUGAGGUGGGUGGCUGACAGUGACCACCCAGACAGACAUCCGUAUGUCCCACUCUCCCACUCUGCCCAUGUGUGUGAGUGUUGUGUGAUUGCAGGUGAGCAGCGGUGCGUCGGCGGGGGUCGAUCCUUCGUCCUCCAUGGCGGCCAUGGCUGGGAGUGAGGACGAGGCGGGACUCAUGAGCCUGUCAGCCGUCACCAAGCGGACACUGCGGCUGAUCAACCAGCAGUGCGCCAAGUUCGACCAGCACGUCGUGCAGGAGGAGGCCAACGAGGCUCGACAAAUCCUCGGUAGGUGACAGUGAAUGCAUGUGUGUGUUGGUGGAUGAGAUGGCGUCCGUAUGUAUCUCUGUGUGUGUGCAGGUGAGUGUCGGAGUGUGUUGAAGAGGUCCGUGUCGCUGUACCGCGCCCAGGAGGCCCGCAGCGAGGACCUCUACGAGCACGUCGCUGACACCAUCGACGCCUUGACGGCCGUCAGUGAGCGGACGGGCAGUGCACUCGCCACUCUCAGCGCCAAGCUGCAACAGGCCACCGACAUGCAGAAGGCCGCACACGCAUUCAAGGCACGUCACCUACCACACACACAUACACAAAGGGAGAGGCAGAGAGAGGAGAGAGGCGUAUACUCCCAUGUCAUUGGUCGAUGUGUGUGUGUGUAUUCUGAUGAUUUGUGCAGGAUUGGCGGCUGGAUUACGACGCCAUAUCUUCCUUCGGCGAGGUCUUUGCUGUGACGGACACCGACAAGGCCACGCACGCCCCCAGCAGCUGGUCCAUCACAUCCACCAGCGACAAGCCAGUCGGCGGCAGGGACCGCGUCAUCGCACAGACGAGCGCCAUCCGCUCCUUUGGCGGCCUCCCUGGCCAGGGAUCACUGGCGGUCCUCAAGUCGCACCGGUCCUAUGACUUCCGCCUCACCGUCGAGGCGUAUGUCGAGUCGGGCCCCGGCACUUACGGCAUCGCCUUCCGCGUGCGCGACCCUGCCAACAUGUACCUGCUGGACAUGACGAUGGCCAAGAGCAAACGGCUGAUCAAGAUCCACGACGGACAGCCAAGCGUCAUCAAAGAGAUCCAUGACGGCGGGUCAGCCACCCAUCCCCACACACACUGACGUUGACAUCAACCAAACCAUCUCUCUCUCUCUCUCUGUCUCUCUCUUUGUCUGUCUGUCUGUCUGUCUGUCUGUGUGUGUGUAGGUAUCUGCCAGGCACCUGGUACACGUAUGAGAUUACGGCCAGGCAGGGACACAUCACUGUCGCUGCGGGUACAUACGUCACCCACCCACACACACAUAUAACCACUCGCACCCACUCGUGGAUCUCUCUCUGUCUGUCUCUGCCUGUGUGUGUGUGGAUGGAACAUGGCACAGGUGCGAGCGGAUCUGGGCGGCUUGUGGUGGUCAUGUCGGCUCACGACAGCGAGAUAGCGAGCGGCAGUGUGGGCCUCUUCACCAGCGGCAUGCACCACGGCGUCUUCUUCGACAAAGUGACUGUCGCCGCCUGUCCGUGCACGAAGCUGUCCAAGCUGCCCCCGCCACCAAAGCCACCAAAGUGCAGCCUCUUCCGGUCACUCAGCAACAAAGACACCCAACCAGCCACACCACGACAGACGGAGCCAUCCACUCACUCAGUCAUCUGUGGUGUGUCGUGUCUGUCACGUUCAUGUGUGUGUGUGUGCAGUGAGGACUACUACGGCCGGUUCGAGUUGGUCUAUCACCUUCACGAGCCCGUCGACAGCCAGGACGGCCCGUCGGAGUGGCGCUACCGUGACCACAUCCACGGCCGCACCAAGACGCUCGCACAGCUGUCGGCCGUCAGUGGCAAGGAAGGCAUCGGCACCCACGUGUUGCUCAAAGGCCACCGCACCUGCAGGGACGGCCGCCUGUCCGUCGACUUGCUGCCCGAGUGCGAUGGUGACAAUGCCAAUGCCAAUGCGGCGGUGGGUGUGGUCUUCCGCCACAUUGACAACAACAACUUCCACCUGGCGCAGGUGUCGCCCUCGGCCCUCAAGCUGCGACGCGUGACGGCCGGCCAAGCAGCGGAUGUGGCCACCAAUCCCAACGGCGGCUGGGCAGCCGGCAAGUGGCACACACUCGACGUCACCUUCAACGGACCCAUUGUCAACGGUACACACACACACACACACACGGAUGGACACACCCAUGAUGUGUGUGGAUGUGUGUGUGAUGCAGUUCGUCUGUCUCGCGUGGACGAGGGGCCGUCGUCAGUCUGCGAGCUGAGUGUGAGCGAUCCGUUCGCACACACCGACGGGGCUGUCGGUCUGUCGUCCAAUGGCUGCGGGGGCGUGGCCUUCGACACCUUCAAGCUCAUGCCCUCCGACCUCACACGCGACAACACCGCCCCCCCACCCACACACAACACAUCCACCACCACAGCAACCACAGCCACCAGCGGCAGGAGUGCCGGCCAUUCCGUGUGCGCGUCGGCAGUGCACUUCCGCCAGAGGCAGCAGCGGUGCGCUCAGCUGGUGGGUCCCGACGGCGGUGAGGGCAGCGGUGGCCAGUGCCGCAGCGCUGGCACGGACUUCUGCACGUCAUGCUGCAAAUACCACACCGCACUGUCAGUCAGCACACAGACACAGACAGAGAGACAAGGGAAACGAACUGACACAUCCUUGUCUCCCCUUCCCUCUGUGUGUGUGAUUUACGUGUGUGUCAGCUUGCCUUCGUCGGUGGGGUCUUCUUGCGAGAGUGCGUGUCGCGCCAACGAUGAUCUGGCGGCCGCCACAGAGACCGCCCUCGCCGAAUACGCAUCGGCGUGCGCCACCGACUCGGCUCUGUUUGCCCACUGCAUUUCCAAAGACGACAGCGAGGUCGAUGUGGCGUCGUGCGUGAGGGAGGCUUGUGAGCUGUGCUGCCAGACGAGUGCACACCACCCACUGGCCAUGGGAGAGGAGCGGCAGUGGGAGACCGACACCUGCAAACAGCAGUGCAACGGAGAAGGUGGCAACACACCGCUGCUCACAAGUAGGCUGACUUGGCUGGCACAGAGAGAUGAACAGACAGAGAGUGACAAAGCUGAGGGAGGGGGGUUGAUGUGAUGUUGUGUGUGUGUGUGUGUGUGUGUGUGCAGUGAUGUCUGCUGUGGCGGCAUGAUAUGGUCGUGGUGCGGCCGACUGACUGACCAAGACGACAUAAUCCACUGACCAAGACGAUGCAUGAGUGUCUCUGACUGAUGUGCACACACCGACACAGACAGACGUCACAUAAAGAGACAAUUAGGUGCAUGACUUGAAAUGCUUGAUGAAUAUAUGAAUUGAAU
Messenger RNA from Vitrella brassicaformis, 3716 nucleotides. Lineage: Eukaryota; Vitrellaceae. The record is from the annotation of a GenBank genome assembly.